Molecule: messenger RNA, 973 nt
Organism: Opisthorchis viverrini
Lineage: Eukaryota; Metazoa; Platyhelminthes; Trematoda; Opisthorchiida; Opisthorchiidae
Exons: 6
Biological process (GO): base-excision repair, AP site formation; base-excision repair; nucleotide-excision repair
Cellular component (GO): nucleus
Molecular function (GO): 8-oxo-7,8-dihydroguanine DNA N-glycosylase activity; damaged DNA binding
Source: RefSeq, a predicted model, not a curated record
GUCGUGGAUCCCGUUAAAAGCCACCCCAGGGUCUUUCAACUUGCGAGCAACUUUGAAUAGCGGUCAAGCUUUCCGAUGGAUCUGUAAUGACAAACUGGAUGAAUGGUAUGGAGUCGUUAACGGUCGACUUUGGAGAUUGAAGCAGUCUAAGGCGAGUGGACCCGUUUACUAUUAUCACUACCAGACCACCGCAAACAAGUCUGAUGUUACCAAUGGCACUGAUCAACCAGAGGAUUUGGUUGACUAUUUUCGUCUUUCCAUCGAUCUUCCCAGUCUGAUUACCCGAUGGCAGAGUUCAGAUGCACUCUUUGCUAGCUAUUCUUCCACGAAAUCGGAAUCGGUUAACUCUCUAUCGUGUGCUGAAGCCUAUGGCAUUCGCCUGUUGCGUCAGGAUCCCGUCGAAGCUCUUUUUGCUUUCAUCACCUCCGCUAACAAUAACGUCCCUCGUAUCUCCCGUUUGUUAAGGGACUUGUGUGAGAUGCUUGGUAAACCUGUCUCUUGCCAUGGUCUGAAGCACUGGUUGUUCCCUAGUCUGGAGGCGCUCGCGGAGCCGGGCUUGGAGGAAUGGCUCAAGAAACUAGGCUUUGGUUACCGUUCUAAGUUCAUUCCAGCCGCUGCCCGGUACGUUCUACAACAUGGCGGAGUGGCUUAUCUUCAUAGCCUGCGGUCCAGUUCAACAGCAGAUGCACGCGAAUUUCUACGUAGGAUACCAGGAGUUGGGAACAAGGUUGCUGAUUGCAUUUGUUUGUGUUCUUUGGACAAAGUGGACGUAGUUCCUGUGGAUAUUCAUAUCUUACGAGCAGCCCAAGAACGCAAGCUGACUGGUGCGGCUGAUAAAACGCGAAGUUUAACUCCUCGAGCGUACUUGGAUAUCUCGUUCGCCCUAAGCGCACUCUGGGGAAAUUGGGCUGGUUGGGCUCAAGCUAUUGAUUUUGCUGCACGCAUGCGAUCUAGUCCUUUCCACAAGUGUUAA